UGCAAGACAGCACUGCUGCCAGACUUCACGGGUCCCCUCCCCGGGGCUGAUCAUUAACCCGGAGACCAUAUAAGGAGCGAGCGGCCUGGGCUGGAGGGACGCAUCGCGGCCACCGUCAUGGACAGUAGCACCUGGAGCCCCGCGACCACUGCCACCGCCGAGCCCCUCAAGGCCUACGAGCGCAUCCGCAAUGCGGCCGACAUCUCUGUCAUCGUCGUCUACUUCGUGGUGGUGAUGGCUGUCGGGCUGUGGGCCAUGUUUUCCACUAAUCGUGGGACUGUUGGAGGCUUCUUCCUGGCAGGACGAAGUAUGGUGUGGUGGCCGAUUGGAGCCUCUCUGUUCGCCAGUAACAUCGGAAGCGGCCACUUUGUGGGACUGGCGGGAACGGGAGCAGCUGCAGGCAUCGCCACUGGGGGCUUUGAAUGGAACGCCCUUUUUUUGGUGGUUGUGCUGGGCUGGGUGUUUGUCCCCAUUUACAUUAAGGCAGGGGUGGUGACGAUGCCAGAGUACCUGCGGAAGCGAUUUGGAGGCAAGCGGAUCCAGGUCUACCUCUCUGUUCUGUCCCUGUUGCUGUACGUUUUCACCAAGAUCUCGGCAGACAUCUUCUCUGGGGCCAUAUUCAUCAACAUGGCCUUGGGCCUGAAUCUGUACCUGGCCAUCUUUAUCUUACUGGUAAUCACUGCCCUUUACACAAUCACAGGGGGCCUGGCGGCUGUGAUUUACACGGACACCUUGCAGACGGUGAUCAUGCUGGUGGGGUCUUUUAUCCUGACUGGGUUUGCUUUUCACGAAGUGGGAGGGUAUGAUGCCUUCAUGACGAAAUACAUGAAUGCCAUUCCAACUGUGAUUUCUGAUGGAAACACCACCAUCAGGAAAGAAUGCUACACCCCAAGGGCUGACUCCUUUCACCUCUUCCGAGAUCCUCUCAAGGGAGACCUGCCAUGGCCUGGGCUCAUCUUUGGGUUGUCCAUCCUCGCCCUGUGGUACUGGUGCACAGAUCAGGUCAUUGUGCAGCGGUGCCUCUCGGCCAAAAACAUGUCACACGUGAAGGCCGGCUGCAUCAUGUGUGGGUACCUGAAGCUGCUGCCCAUGUUCCUCAUGGUGAUGCCGGGGAUGAUCAGCCGCAUCCUAUACACAGAAAAAAUUGCCUGCACUGUCCCCUCGGAGUGUGAGAAAUAUUGCGGCACCAAGGUUGGCUGUACCAACAUCGCCUACCCUACCUUGGUGGUGGAGCUCAUGCCCAAUGGACUUCGAGGCCUGAUGCUGUCAGUCAUGUUGGCCUCUCUCAUGAGCUCCCUGACCUCCAUCUUCAACAGCGCCAGCACCCUCUUCACUAUGGACAUCUACACCAAGAUCCGGAAGAGAGCAUCUGAGAAAGAGCUCAUGAUUGCAGGAAGGUUGUUCAUGCUGGUGCUGAUUGGCAUCAGCAUUGCCUGGGUCCCCAUUGUGCAGUCAGCACAAAGUGGGCAGCUCUUUGAUUACAUCCAGUCCAUCACCAGUUACUUGGGACCACCCAUUGCAGCUGUCUUCCUGCUUGCUAUUUUCUGCAAGAGAGUCAAUGAGCAGGGAGCCUUUUGGGGACUGAUCAUUGGAUUUGUGAUUGGGGUGUCCCGUAUGAUUGCUGAGUUUGCCUAUGGAACUGGGAGCUGCAUGGAGCCCAGCAACUGUCCCACAGUUAUCUGUGGUGUACACUACUUGUACUUUGCCAUCAUCCUCUUUGUCAUUUCUCUCAUCAUCAUCCUGGCUGUCUCCCUCUUCACCAAGCCCAUUCCAGAUGUGCAUCUCUACCGCCUGUGCUGGAGCCUGCGUAACAGCAAAGAGGAGCGUAUUGACCUGGAUGCAGGAGAGGAGGACAUUCAAGAAACCCCAGAGGAGACCAUUGAAAUAGAAGUUCCUGAGGAGAAAAAAGGAUGCUUCAGGCGGGCCUAUGACCUGUUUUGUGGUCUGGACCAGCAGAAGGGCCCCAAAAUGACAAAGGAAGAGGAGGCAGCCAUGAAGCUGAAGAUGACAGACACCUCGGAGAAGCCUUUGUGGCGGACGAUAGUGAACAUCAAUGGCAUUAUCCUGCUGACUGUGGCCAUCUUCUGCCAUGCAUAUUUUGCCUGAGUCCUGCCUUCUGCUGCAGGCUGUGCUUGGGAAGGCUGGGAUCUUUAUUCUGUCUCCUUUUAAUCCCGUUCUGCAGUGUUGAAGGCACACCAGCUAGUUGUAAAUUUUGCCCAGUCGAUAAAUGUGUACAUUUGUAAUUA
Molecule: messenger RNA, 2246 nt
Organism: Balaenoptera musculus (blue whale)
Lineage: Eukaryota; Metazoa; Chordata; Mammalia; Artiodactyla; Balaenopteridae
Gene: SLC5A1
Product: solute carrier family 5 member 1
Exons: 15
Coding region: 118-2106 (662 amino acids)
Biological process (GO): transmembrane transport; sodium ion transport
Cellular component (GO): plasma membrane
Molecular function (GO): D-glucose:sodium symporter activity
Source: RefSeq, a predicted model, not a curated record